Cyclocybe aegerita is the source of this 1257-nucleotide messenger RNA. The record is from the annotation of a GenBank genome assembly. NCBI's taxonomy places the organism in Eukaryota, Fungi, Basidiomycota, Agaricomycetes, Agaricales, Hemipholiotaceae.
AUGCCUCCAUCAAGAAUGCCUUUCUGUGCAGGCAUCGUUCUGUCCGGCCUCGAUGAAGGAUCCUCCAUCUCGAUCGUGGUCCUCUCAUACGAAGAUGAAAAGUAUAUCAAGACGUUCAGCAUGAAAAUGGGACCUGGCUUGGACACCACUUUUCAGGAUCUCAUCGCCUUAUUUCCAGAAAACCCCCUCUAUGCGACACUUUCCUUACCGUCCUUCCUGAGCAACGAAGAGAAGAAGAUGGUCGUGUCUUCGGCAAGGUCCGCGGGACUCCAGAUAUCGCCCAGAGACUACCAGAGGGAUAAUAUUCACACCGUGCUAGCAAGAUUGGUAGAACGUGGACCAUACGACCCAAGGAACGACUUAUUAGUGGAAAUUGGACCCUCAGCCUUGGGGGCACGACUGGUUUGCACAACCGUCGAAGAGGGUAUUCUCGACUUCGUGGAAGAGGAGAAAGAUAUCUUUACUCAGGAAGCCCACACUUCACCGACGGAGGUCAUUUCACUCCUCGUCGAUCCCCUGCUUUCAAAUCUACGAGAACAUCCCACUAGCGCAGGUCGCGACAUCAAGGGUAUCAUCAUAAUCGAACCAUCUCCAACUGCCCUCAUCGACCUUCUGGCGGAUCACCUGAAGACCAAAUUCGCCAACCAACCGAUCGAAAUCAUUAAAUCUCCACCCAACUCCCUAGCUCGUUACGCAGCCGAAAUUUCACUCAAGCAGCACCGCUCCAAAAUCAAUGCAAGACAAUAUGGGUGUAUCUUCAAUGUUGCUGCCCUCCGUGUAGGAAUAGCUAAGAGCGACGGGUUCGUCGUCUCCAUAAUUCCUCGCAACCAUACCCUUCCAGCAAUCGCUAAAACCGCACAUUUUACAACGUCAGAGGACGAUCAAACCACUGCGACCGUUAAGAUUGUUUUCGGCGCUUCACCGAAGGCCCAAGACAAUCUUACCAUCGCGCAACUCCAGCUCAAGGGGCUCCCACCCCGCCCAAAGGGUGUCCCGCGCAUCAAAGUAACAGUCGAUGUUGAGCAUAUGGGAAAAACGCGUAUCGUUGUUGAAGAUGUUACUGAACAAGAUGCCGCCACCAAUUCAGUAUCUACUGAGCUGGAAGACAUCAAUGCAGCAGUGGACUCGAUCACGGACGAAUAUACAGGUGAAACCGAACCCAAGUAUCUUGAAGCCGAAACCAGUGGUAUCGAUGGUUUCACAGAAGCGGAAAACCGCUGGGUAGGCCAAGGGGUUCAAGGUGAUUUGCCACCGUAG